UUCUUGCUGCAGAUGAGUCUUGUGAUUAUCUUCAUUGUAGCUGUUAUCAUUUAUCGCGUUUUGGUGUCUAUUCCACUCUUCCGAAAUGAUACGCUCAGAUCACAGGCGCAAGCUAUAUCGUCCUUAUCAGGCGCAGUCGUCAACUUCAUCAUCAUUAUGUGCAUGGGACGAGUCUACGAGAAGCUGGCAUACAGACUCACCACUUGGGAGAUGCACCGGACGCAGACGGAGUUCGAGGACAACUUCACCUUCAAAGUCUUCAUAUUCCAGUUCGUCAAUUUCUAUUCGUCCAUCUUCUACAUCGCCUUCUUCAAGGGUCGGUUCGUGGGCUUCCCGGGGCACUACCAUCGCAUCCUGGGCCUUCGGAAUGAGGACUGUUCAGCAGGUGGAUGCCUGAUCGAACUGGCUCAGCAGUUGGCCGUCAUAAUGAUAGGUAAACAGGUGGUGAAUAAUGCCCAGGAGAUUCUUGUGCCCAAAAUGAAAGCCUGGUGGCACAAGAAACAGGUGAAACUGAGCCACAAAGCAAGGACCAGGUGGGAGGCGGACUACCAGCUGAUUGACAACGAGGGCUUAUUCCAGGAGUACCUCGAGAUGGUCCUCCAGUUCGGCUUCAUCACCAUCUUCGUGGCGGCCUUCCCGCUGGCGCCGCUCUUCGCGCUGCUCAAUAACUGGGUGGAGAUCCGGCUGGACGCGCAGAAGUUCGUGUGCGAGACCCGCCGCGCCGUGUCCGAGCGCGCGCAGAACAUCGGCAUCUGGUUCACCAUCUUGGACUUCAUGGCGCACUUGGCCGUCAUAAGCAAUGCUUUCCUGAUCGCCUUCACGUCGGAAUUCCUGCCGCGGUUGCUCUACAAGUACGAGUACGACUGGUCCCUCAGCGGCUACGUCAACUUCACGCUCGCAACGGCGCCCAACGACACGCUCAACAAGGAGUGCAGGUACCGAGGCUACCGAGACGUUCACGGGGAUCACACUCCCUUCUUCUGGAGACUACUGGCGAUUCGGCUCAGCUUCGUCAUCGUCUUCGAGCACGUGGUCUUCGGCAUCUGUCGCCUGAUCGACAUCCUGGUGCCGGACGUGCCCCAGAGCCUCGAGCUGAAGAUGAAGCGCGAGCGGUACCUGGCCAAACAGGCCCUAGCGGACUCUGACGCCAUCAUGCAGGUCGCCCAGGGCAAGGAGGACGACGACGAGGAAGGCAACGAAAACCACGCUGCCGUGAACGCCAUGCACGACGCGGGGGAGACGCCCACGUACGCCUACCCGCCCUUGACUCCUUCGUACAACAUGGUUGGCAACCCGUCUCAGGAGGCGCCGGAGCCCGCUGACCCCCCAUAUGUGUUUACCGAGAAGGAGUCCCCGACGGCGCCUUCGUACUCGAGCCAGAGGGAGUCGCCGCCUCUCGCGGGCUACACCAAGAUGGGCGCCUCCAGCCGGCCUUCGUCCUACGCCAACAGCUCGAGCUCGAACACCCCGACACUCUCGUCGCCGAAUUCGAAGGCAAUGCCGUCUUCGCCCACCAAUAGGAGCUCCUCCUCGAAUUCCUCGACCAACAGCAGCCCACCCACGCCCUCCAGAAAUAAGCACCGGCUAUCCUCUACUUCCCACUCGAGGAGGACGUCCUCGCAUGCGCCAACAUAACAGGAAACCGCCUCCACCCGUCCCACGAUCGUGUACAAGCAGACGUCAGUGUAAGUCGCUGCUUGACACACGACAGCUUGAGUUCUUCUUUGGUUGAGGCACUCGGCAAACCUUCAGUCUGUGAGUUGGAGGAGGCAGACGCAGGCGAAGCCCACGACUCUGGAACAUUUCACAGCAGACCAGUACAUGUGACGUAGCCUUGAGGCCGCAGCCCGUCCGUUGAUAAAUUGGCCUGGCUGACGUUGGUGACAAGUUUCCCGCGUACUUUGAGCCAGAAAAGGGACAUCAAGGCUAUAGAUUCUGGAGAUCUACCCUGCGAAAGGUGAAUGGAAGGUGAAGGGAUCCUCCAACACAUAGAUACUUGAGUGCCUUGUUCAUGCUAUGUUUAUGGGUUGAUACGAUUGACGGGUGGAGGCUGGAGAGGGUAGCACGUUGAAUUAUAUGACACAAUGAUGGAUGAUAGUGGCUUUAGAAAAU
Penaeus indicus is the source of this 2112-nucleotide messenger RNA. Its product is annotated as anoctamin-7-like. Gene Ontology annotation, molecular function: chloride channel activity. Gene Ontology annotation, cellular component: plasma membrane. The record is from RefSeq and is a predicted model, not a curated record. The annotation marks the transcript as partial. The transcript has 10 exons. Gene Ontology annotation, biological process: chloride transmembrane transport. NCBI's taxonomy places the organism in Eukaryota, Metazoa, Arthropoda, Malacostraca, Decapoda, Penaeidae.